Molecule: messenger RNA, 599 nt
Organism: Leptonychotes weddellii (Weddell seal)
Lineage: Eukaryota; Metazoa; Chordata; Mammalia; Carnivora; Phocidae
Source: RefSeq, a predicted model, not a curated record
AAAACUAUUAUAAACUUGGCCUGUGGGAGAGCUGAUCUCUUAAUGAAAUACAGAACAACUGUCUUAGAAAGCCGAAAAUGGGCAAUCGUCAUAGCCAGUCUUACUCCCUCUCAGAAGGCAGUCAACAGUUGCCCAAAGGGGACGUCCAACCCUCGGCAGCCGGGCAGCCUCUCAGCCACCCAUCAGGGAGUGGACAGCCAGAGGCCCAACAGCCUGCCAAAGAGAGAAGUCAUCAGGGUUUUGAUGUGGAUCGGGAUGCCAAAAAGCUGAACAAAGCCUGCAAGGGAAUGGGAACUGAUGAAGCAGCCAUCAUUGAGAUGUUAUCAAGCAGGACAUCGGAUGAGAGGCAACAAAUCAAGCAAAAGUACAAGGCAUUGUAUGGCAAGGACCUGGAGGAGGUGUUCAAGAGUGAACUGAGUGGGAACUUUGAGAAGACAGCCUUGGCCCUCCUGGACCGCCCCAGCGAGUAUGAUGCCCGGCAGCUGCAGAAGGCCAUGAAAGGUCUGGGCACAGAUGAGGCCGUGCUCAUCCAGGUCCUGUGCACAAGAACCAAUAAGGAGAUCAUUGCCAUUAAGGAAGCCUACCAAAGGUGUAAGUGA